Gasterosteus aculeatus aculeatus (three-spined stickleback) is the source of this 2920-nucleotide messenger RNA. RefSeq names its product endothelin converting enzyme 2a (gene ece2a). Gene Ontology annotation, molecular function: S-adenosylmethionine-dependent methyltransferase activity. Lineage: Eukaryota; Metazoa; Chordata; Actinopteri; Perciformes; Gasterosteidae. The record is from RefSeq and is a predicted model, not a curated record.
AUUACGCCCCGCCCCUUUCCAAAUCAUUCACCAACAUCAACAAGGAAACGCGUGUCUACUCAGUUCAAACUAAAAUUCCUCAAAGGACUCGGGACUCAUUUUAGUUGCUCGUCGACACUUCAUUUUUGUUGUGGGACACGCGCGUGCACCACUGAAGAACCCCCCCCGCUGCACCCGGCCCUUCAGCUGCAGCGCUGUGAAACUACAACACGUGGACUCAUUCGGUUACGAACCGGCAUUUCUACAACUCCUGUCAGCGCUCAACGCGGCCAGCAGCUCAGAUUAUGGAAUACCUGCCGGAGGAAAACUCCAGAUACAAAGACAUUGACUAUUGGGAUGAAAGGUACAAGACGGAGCAGUGUUACGACUGGCUGGGCAGCUUCUCCAAAUUCCAGCAUAUUCUGGAAAAACACGUCCUGAAAGAAGACUCCAUUCUCAUACUUGGUUGUGGAAACAGCAGUAUGAGCGGGGACAUGUACAACGCCGGCUACCACGGCAUCACCAACAUAGACUACUCCUCCGUGUGCAUCGGUACGAUGAGCGACAGGUACAGCGACUGCGUGGGGAUGACCUGGCAUCAGAUGGACGUGCGCCGUCUCUCCUUCCCCGACGCGUCCUUUGACGUCAUCAUAGAGAAGGCCACGCUGGAUGCCAUCAUGGUGGAGGAGAAGACUCCUUGGGAGGUGUCUCCCCAAGCUGAUGGUUUCAUUCACCAAGCACUCACAGAGGUUGGACGCUGCUUGAAGCCCGGAGGACGGUUUGUCUCUGUAACCUUCGCCUCCCCCCUCUUCAGGAAACGGCUCUAUGCUCGCGCAGAGUACAACUGGUCGAUCCAGAAGUACGGCUACGGAGAAGGCUUUGAAUAUUUUGUGUACGUAAUGACCAAAGGAGAGGCGCUGAGCCCAGAAGAUGCGGCGGUGGAGAAAAAGCUACUGGAGGACGCCGAGUCGCCACCGACCACCAACGUCACGAUGCAACUUGAAGAUGAGGAAGACUUCCUGUUUAAUAUUGAAUCUUAGCAAUUCUGUGACACUCAAACUUCUCCACCGUCCAAAAUACAACAGGAACAGACAUUUUUACUUUACAGGUAUGUCGUUAUGUAAGAAGUUGGGGUUGAUGUUGGCCAUAUGUGUUCGUUUAGACAUCCAUAAGGAAGGAUUUUAGUGUAUUUUUUUAUGCAAAAUUUAAACUAUGCACCAUGAGGCACAACUCGACACAAAUAAACUACGUUAUAUAUCAUUUUCUCACAAGUUAGCGAAUAGUGGCCAAAUUUCUAUUCAAAUCCAGGUGGUUAAUGCACCAUCAACAUUUGCAGUUGUUACACAUCCAAAGAAGAAUCAUAAGAAAUAACCUUGUUUUAUUCAUUCAGACAGCAUUAACAACAUUUACAUGUAGAGGAGAAAACAUGUUUGUCUAAACAUGGAUGAAACAAAAUGGCAGGGCCAAAUAAAAGGAUUUGGCUGAUGAAAACGUACCCUAAAUGAUGACUGCUUGUUGUACAAAAAGUUUCUCCCAACAUUUAUAAAAAAAGUGAAAUGAUAUGUAAUGAUAUUUUAAUGUUACAGAUCACAAUCAAUACGCCUCUUACAUAAUGUCAACGUGGAGCCAAUUAAGAUCUUCUCUUAGAGAGCAGAGCGUCCCUGUGCUCCCAACUAAAACAUUAUUUUUCAAAUGUUUUUAAUGAUUAUGUUGUUUAUUCAGUCAGUUUUUGAUUCACUUUGGAGUCAUUUAAAGAAAUGUUUAACCAUGAAUCAUCAUGUCUCUGUAUGUUCUCCGUUGCUGCUUCUGUUAUUAUAGAAACUUUUUUCUUUUAAAAAACAAUGGCCAGUGUUCCUCUUUCUUCUGCUCAUACGCCACAGAUAUUCACCGCUCUCGGCUUUCAUGGUGCGGCACAUGUCUGAUCAUGUUGCGAGUCUAGACACAGUAAAUAACGGCAGGACUGACCUGCGUGUGCAGUCGGUGUUAAAUUCCAUUUAUAUGUCAGUCGAAUUCUACCUUCCUGUGUUUUGGGUCUGCAUCUGAUUCCAAAGUGUUCUAAAGAAGCCAGAUGAGACGAGCAGCAGCCCGGCCUGAGUGUUAUUGGUUGAGGAAACAUGAGACUUGCUCGGGUCUUGUGCUUUCUGCUGCUUAAAUUUAGACCCUGAAAGAGGGAGCCAGGCAUGCAGACAGGCAGAAAGGCUGGUGACUGGAGGGGGGGAACCGCGUUGAUAAAGUAGAAAUCAUUUAUUUUUAAUUCUCCACUGAGAUCUAAUUACUGCCUAUUUUUAAGACUUGGGAAAAAAGGUGCGUGAUUUUUCAGAAGGCUCUUCUUUCUUUCCAUGAGUUGUUGCUAAACUGUAACUGCAGUUUGACGAAACGCAGGUAAUAGUCAGGGACGACGUUCUAGAUGCUCUUGAUCACAUUCCGCCAUCUUCCUCAGAAGGAAAAGUUACCCCAGUUGCCAUUUUAGUAACUGUUGACCAAACGCCUCCUCAGUUACUGUUGCUGCGCUCACGAGGCGUGUGUUAUCACGUGGCACAUAUGGGUUUAGCGGUGAGAUUGUUUUUAUCAAGUAUAGUGAAGAAUGCAUUUUAAGUCUAAAUCUGUUCUGCAAUCACACGAAUAUCAACAUUUUUCAGUUGUUGUAAUCUUUGUGUCUUUUAUACUAUAAGAAGAUUUCAAACUAACCACUGUGAUUGGAUGUUUAGUUGUUGACCGCGCUCACAAAUACACACUGUUUCACACAGCGGCCUCAACCGCUCCGUAUCGACCCGAAACUCCUCCCCCCGGACACUUGCACGCUCUAUUAUCUGGUUCCCAUGGUGACAUUUGUGUCCAACGUAAGGGUGCUGCUCAGCUGCUUUGCAGCACGGGGACAUAAAACAUAUACAGAUGGAUUCAGCUCUCAGUGGGAUUGGAUGAAGGAUGCACGCCCCCCCCC